This is a messenger RNA of Achroia grisella, 1299 nucleotides long. RefSeq lists its product as uncharacterized. The record is from RefSeq and is a predicted model, not a curated record. Bases 189 to 1268 code for a protein of 359 amino acids. The transcript is spliced from 2 exons. NCBI's taxonomy places the organism in Eukaryota, Metazoa, Arthropoda, Insecta, Lepidoptera, Pyralidae.
UAUCUAAUCUUGCUCGCAAUUCUACUGAGCAGUAUAGACUCCAAUUUACCUUCACUUUUAAUAUUCUUCUUUGAUAUUUAUAUUAUUUUAGUAACAUUUGCAUUUUUAAAUUAUGAAUAUCUUCUUUAUAUUUUCGGGGUAUUUCAGUGUCUAAUAUUGAUUUAUCUUGAGAUUUCUAUGAAAUUCAUAUGAUAUCAGAGCAAUCAUUACAGUACAAAAAAGUUCAAAUACACAUAACGACUUUCGAAACAGAAUUACAUGAAAACAUUGAAGAAAAUAAAAUAAUGAAUAAAGACAAUAGAAACAGAUAUCGAAAUACUGCUAAUAAUAAAACAGUAUGCUCAAUUUGUUUGAACACUAAAACAGUUGAUAAAGAGAAAAUAGAAGAAAUUAGGAUAAUAUGUCCCAUAUGUCAUAAAAAUAAUCAGUGCGAUAAAUAUGGUUGUGAUAAUCGUACAAUGACAGAGAAACAACAGGCAAAUCAUGAGAAAAGAGAACAGGAAACGAAGAAACAUAAUACAAAGGUAAUACAAACCUCACAUUCUGAUAUUACUCAAGGUUUGAAUUUACUAAACGAGGUAUUAACAGUUUUUCAAAGUAAAAAGCAACUGUCUGUAGAGAGAGCAACUAGUAAAACUGCAUUAUCUAAAGAUGCUUAUACAAUUACUGAAGUAAAACCAAAAAAUUGCGAUCUUAAACCUAAAUUGUCAUUAAGUAGAGUAUUUCAAUAUUCAAUUGAAGAAGACACAAAGAUAUAUGAUAACUAUAAUUUUAGAAUUGUUCAUUAUUUUCAACCGGAUUAUAUGAGAAAAUCUCAGCAUUUGAUCAAACGAAAAUCAUCUUCAAUACCUCAAAUGAAAUUAGAGGAAUUAAAACAUUCGUUAAAGGAAAAAAAUAAAUCGAAAGAUACCAUACAAGAGGUCAAUAGAAUGUUUGCUACAGUUAAAAAAAAUGAAAUAUCAAACUGUUUAGAAUAUUCUAAUAGGCCUGCAGUUAGAAAUGGGCCUAGAAUAUUGCCUGUUGUAAAAACUAAAGAUCAUGAAGACGCUAAUAUAGAAUUUAAUAAGAAAACAGAAUUGGAACAUAACUGCACGUGUUGUGGAAUGAACCAGCAACUGUCUAGUGGAGAUUCAUUGAAUCACAUGUGUCAUAAAAUGUGCCAUGAAAAGAAAUGCGAUAAAUGCAUUUAUACGUUGUGUUGCCAUUAUGAAAACUCACAUCAGAUAAAACACAAACCUCAAGUUUGUGAGUUUUGUAAAAAAAAUUAAACUUGUGUGGACACGAAACAAAUUGCAAUUG